Messenger RNA from Corythoichthys intestinalis (scribbled pipefish), 2662 nucleotides. Its product is annotated as epidermal growth factor receptor kinase substrate 8-like protein 1. The coding region runs from base 153 to 2132 and encodes 659 amino acids. The transcript has 20 exons. Gene Ontology annotation, biological process: positive regulation of ruffle assembly; Rho protein signal transduction; regulation of Rho protein signal transduction. The record is from RefSeq and is a predicted model, not a curated record. Gene Ontology annotation, molecular function: actin binding. Lineage: Eukaryota; Metazoa; Chordata; Actinopteri; Syngnathiformes; Syngnathidae. Gene Ontology annotation, cellular component: plasma membrane; vesicle; ruffle membrane.
GUCAUACCUGCACUUAAAACGGGCAUACGUUCGUUUAAUAACGCGUUCCAAGCGUGUGUCGAGAAUUAAGUCCUGGACGCAUAUGCGUGAGCGUCAAAAGCGUGAGUGGAUUUGAGUGGACUAACUCAAUCAAGCAUUGAAAGCAACACUACAUGAAUGCCACUCCUAAAAUGACAAAUCUCAAACGCUAUUUCGUCAAGCACCUGAUCACCUUCUCCCUCCAGAAAGGAGAUGUGAGCACAGUGGAGGAGGCACAGUCUCGCCUCCACCAGCUGGCAAAAAGUGGAAAACUGUGGAGUCAGCAGAUGCUGCUGGACGUCGGACCUGAUGCCGUUUAUCUCAGAGGCAUCCAAACUGAGGCGGAACUGGAGAACUACUCCUUCAAGUCCAUCUUUCGAUGUGACUCAAUAAUCUCAGAGGAGCUCUUCCCAUCCCUGCUCCUCCUGGUGUGCCAGAGCGUCCACGAGAAAAAACCGGAAAUUCUCUUCUUCAACUGUGAGAACAAGAAGGCUGAACAAAUCUGCGAGAACAUCACGCAGGCUGUUUCCAAGUCCGGCAGGAGUAACAACAGUCCGGAUCUGAUCAGAAUUUCCCGGAACGACGGGGACAUGAUGGACCCUUACGGCAUCCCGAGCCACCCAAUCGCGCACGCGCCCAACCCCCCACCUAUUAAUCCUCCACCUUACCCGGGGCCUCGAGUCAACGGAGGUCCUGACAUCUCUCUACUCAGAGCCGAGAGAGAAGUGGGCAUUCUCAAUCACUGCUUCGAUGACAUCGAAAGCUUCAUGUCUAAACUGCAGCAGACGGCCGAGGCUGCCAUUGUGCUCAACCAGAGGAAGAAGAAGAAGAAAAGCAAAAAACAGAGUGCGGAAGAGGAUCUACUAACCAUCAAGGCCAAGCCACCACCAGAGGAAGAGUUUGUGGAUAUCUUCCAGAAAUUUAAAUAUUGCUUCAGUCUUUUGGCACGUUUGAAGUCAACCAUAGCUAGUCCUUCCUCAGACGAGCUUGUUCAUUAUGUAUUUAAACCUUUGGAUAUGAUGGUGAAGACCACCGGGGGCCCGGCUCUGGCCGCCUCUGUGUCCAGCCCCGCCCUGACCGGCGCCGCCGUGUCCUUGCUGCAGGACAACCUGGAUGUCGGCGAGCGGCAACUGUGGACGUCGCUCGGUCCCAACUGGACGCACUCUCGAUCGGAACUACGAGGACCCAUCGCCCCGUAUAAGCCCGUCUUCCUGGACGGAUGGAACCCAAGGAUACAUCGGGACGACGGGCAGGUUUGGGAGGAUCCGAUCGAGGCGCAACACAAACACGAAGCCCUAAUGCUCAAGCAAGAGCAGUACCAGCUCAACAGUAACAUCAGCGACGAAAUAGAAAACGCCACUCCUCCAGAGCCGGAAAAAGUCUACAGCUGCAGUUACGACUUCAUUGCCAGAAACAGCACUGAGCUGUCGGUGCAACAAGGGGAGACGCUUGAGGUACUGGAGUCAUCCAAACGCUGGUGGAAGGUUCGCAAUCGUUUCAACCAGGUGGGCUUCGUCCCCUUCAAUAUUCUGGAGCCUAUCGAACACGUGGAGAGUCCCGUCACUAUCAAGCCGCCCCCAGCUCCGGCCGCGCCUCCGAUAGCCAAGACUUUCACCCCAGCCGCUCCUCCCUUGCCCCAACUGCGCCACAACCCGUCGGUCCAACGCGUACCACACACCUUACCCGCCUACAGCCCGCAAACGCCUGCUACGGAGGAAAAUGAUAAAGUCAUGUUGGUGAACGACGAGCUGCUCCAAAGGUUGACCAACGGGAAGUCGAUCAACAGCAAGCCUCUCAUCAUAACUCGAUCGGCGGAAACCUCGCUCCCGCUCGACUAUCACUCCACUCCUGAGGAUGUGGCGUCGUGGUUGGCGGGGAAAGGCUUCAGUGAACCGACGGUCAGCUGUUUGAGGGUCCUGACAGGCGCUCAGCUCUUCUCCCUCAGCAAGGACGAAUUGCGCGAAGUCAUCCCGGAGGAAGGCGCUCGGGUCUACAGCCAGUUGGCGGUGCAGCGAGCACUCCUGGAGGACGCUCGGAGAGCCACGGAGCUGGAGGCAGUGAUGGAGAAGCAGAAAAUGAAGGUGGAUCUAAAAUUGGAGAGCAGUACACUGUGAGCGGAUGCAUAACAGAUGGACUAUAGUGCAUUAUUAUGAAGAGUAUAAUAUAUACGGUACAUACCUGCAAAUAGCUGUGACGGAAGCUUCUGUGUGCCACAGUGUUGAUUUGAACUUCAUUUUUGUAUUUAACGCAAGUACAAGACGCUAACUUAUAGUUCUUUGUGUUGAUUUUAGGUUCAUGAUAAUAUUACACUGGUAAAAAUACGGUAAUCUGAUAUGUAAACCUUUUUAAUGUACAAUUUUGCCCCUCAAAAAUGAUUUAAAAAAAUACUAAAAGUAUUGUAAGACAGUAAAAUGCUCUGCUUGUAGUUGGAAAUAACUUUCAAUGUCAUUUUUCUUUAUGUAUUCUUUCAAUUAAUCAAAUGAUGAAUUAAUUUUUUUCCACAUUCGGCAAAAUAUUUGCAUUAGCAUUCAGGCUUGAAUAUUGCGUACAUUACAGUAUAUAGUGCAAUUUUAUUUAAACACUGCAGAAAAGCUUUUCAUGCAAGAAAUGGCUAAAAUGCAAUAAAGAUUUGAAUAUGGUUUGA